Molecule: messenger RNA, 2301 nt
Organism: Mobula hypostoma (lesser devil ray)
Lineage: Eukaryota; Metazoa; Chordata; Chondrichthyes; Myliobatiformes; Myliobatidae
Gene: proca1
Product: protein interacting with cyclin A1
Exons: 4
Coding region: 86-2023 (645 amino acids)
Biological process (GO): arachidonate secretion; phospholipid metabolic process
Molecular function (GO): A2-type glycerophospholipase activity
Source: RefSeq, a predicted model, not a curated record
UGGAGCGCUCGCUGGCUGCUAGGAUUUAGCGCGGCGGCAGCGCUGUCACACUGAGCGGCGGUGCUGAAAUUGGCAAUUAACGGCGAUGUGGCCGCUUCUCCUGGCUCUGCUCUGGCCCUCGGCUCAUCACUUGGCCAGCUGCCAUCGGGGCGCCUGGGAGGGGGCAGGACGGCGGGAGGCUUACUACCUGACGGACGGCCCCUACUGUGCUAAGUGGUCCGCUGCCCCGAGCGUUGCAAAGCAAUUGAGGUUUACCCAGAUCAGCGACGGCGCCGAGAUGGUUAAAUCCAUGUUGCAGAGCAACGGCCGGGUCCUGGAGUGCUCUGUCACAGGAGAUCAGGUUGCAGUCCAUUCCUUUAUGAACGACUGCACGCUGCGGGCGGCGGACUCCCCCUUAACUGGGCGGAUUCUCCUGAACCAGCAGUGGGCGACCGGUAGAGCCGAGUGCCUGAGGCUGCUGCAGCUGCAAAGAGCCGCGAACUUGGGUCAUUCCCAAGGAGACGUCGUUCCACGCCGGUUGCCUCGGGAGGCUCGAUCCAAUGAGGAAGCCGUUCUCCGCAGGAGGAAAAGAGGUUUCACUUACCCCGGGACCCUGUGGUGUGGGGCAGGCAAUAAUGCUAAGAGCUAUGACCAUUUGGGCCAGUUUUCUGAGACGGACAAGUGUUGCCGAGAACAUGACCACUGUUCUCACGUGAUAUACCCUUUCUCUUAUUCCUACGGUCACAGGAACUUCAGGCUGCACACCAUGAGCCACUGUGACUGCGAUACUGAGUUAAAGCAAUGCUUGAGAAGAGUCAAUGACACAUCAUCCCGGAUUGUAGGUCAGGCCUUCUUCAAUGUGUUAGAGGUACCUUGCUUUGACUUGGCCUACAAGGAGCAGUGUGUGGAACGGUAUUGGUAUGGCUGGUGCAAGAGGUACGAUCAUAUUCUUGUUGCUGUACCUAGAAAGUCUGUGCUGUUUGAUUACGGAGGAGAUCUGAUUGAUAAGCCAACAAUGGAGCCGAAAUCCGAUUCCAUUUUCCCAGCAACCUUGCCUUGGACGAGCAGCGGUCCAUCAGUUACAGCCACUCCAGGCGCCGCUAAACCAGAAGCUACAAGUCAACAAUCAACCCUCGGCCAAGUACUCAAUGCGGCGGAAGACCUCCUUAAAGUCAUGGCGACUGUCACUCAGAGCUCAGUCCACAGCAAUGUGCCUGGGACUGCAAGCAGUUCUGCAAAUGAGAAGACUGACAUUUUGUUGGACAAAGCCAAGCAGAAGAAGAAGAAAAGAAGGAAAGGCAAAAAGAGAAGAAAGGGGAAAGGGAAGAAGAAGAACCGUAAAGGGAAACUUGGUCACAAAGGCAGCAAGGCAACAAAUGCUAUUGAAAAGAAAAUUCAGAACAAGGAAUAUUUCAUUGAGAUUGAGAAGACAGGAAGCAGUAAUGAACUUGACCGACAUCUAUUUGAUAAUUCUUUGGAUUCAAUGAUAAGUAGAGAUAUAUUUAAUAACAUGAUGAAUGAUGAAUCCCACAGAGUAGAUAGCUACACACAACUGCACAAGACAUCUACUGAGACAGUGCCCAAACCUAAUCAGAGAUUUCAGCAUCACAGAAUGGAAGAUGAUACUCCUCUCUCGGUGACACAGAACUCUUCAGCUGAAUUCUAUAGAGAAAAUCUGACUGCCAAAUUAUGGCACGAGCCAGUUGGUGGGCAUCAGUCCUACACAGAAGGAACAUUCACCUUGGCGCCUACUGAACAAAACCCCAAUUCCCACUCCUUCAAAAAAGAAAUUUCUGUUUUAACAGUGAUUACACCUCGACAAGAGGAGACAACAACCCCAUCAGUUACCCACACAGUGCCCAGACAGGUGGCAAUAAAUUCUACGUUGAAACCAAACCACUUAGUUCCCCCAAUUGGCAAUGUAAUCAAGAAACCACGGCCUAAAAAGGGCAGGAGAAGACACAAUUUAAAAUCUCGGCAAAAAAGAAAGAUGACUAUACCAACAGCACCUGGCAAGGUUAUUGGUGGAGAUGUUGAAACGUAGUGUUGCAGAAAAAUUCCCAUUGACCUCAUAACAAUGUAUGUAUGUACCAAAUCAAAAUUGUACUGUAAUGCAUUAACAUUUUGCAAAUGGUGAAAUAAUGCAUGACUUUACAGCUGAUUAGUGGACAACACAGAGAUAGACUAGAAAUAUACAAUACACAGAUAUUCCUUGUGAUAAGUUUUGAUUCUUUAUUGCUUUACAUUUGUACAGAUGGACUUAACUGCAUCAUAGAAAGGAACCUUUAUAAAAUUUAAUAAAUUUAACACCUUUUAAUCAUC